AUCAAUCAAUUACUCAAUUGACAUCAAUCAAUUACUCAAUUGACAUCAAUCAAUUACUCAAUUGACAUCACGUCAAUUGACGCUACUGGUCGACCAGGCAUCACGUGCGCGCAACUCUAGGUAUAUAAAGGGAGUAGAACCCCCCGGGCAUACUUUUCAACUCACCAACGACAGUAUCAUGAGUCUUAGUGAAGGAACCAAAUUUCCAGAAGGAGUUGAAUUCUCCUAUAUCCCAAUUGAAUUUGCCACGCUUGCCCAAGAUGAUGGGUUGGCUUGUGCUAAACCAUUACCCUUGAAGUUAGAUAAGUUAUUUAAAGAUCACUCCGGUACCAAUACUGCUUUUGUAUUUGUUCCAGGAGCAUUUACUCCAACCUGUACUGAAGACCAUAUUCCGGGGAUAUUGAAACAAUUGAAGCAAUUGAAGAGGGAACAGAACAUUGGAGCAGUUGUGAUUGCCAGUGCCAAUGAUCCAUUUGUUAUUAAUGCCUGGGGGAAAUUGUUACUCAAACAAUUGGGGAUUAGGGGAAGUGAAGAAAAUCCCAAGAUUAUCUUUGCCAGCGACGGGAAUGCAUCAUUCAGUGGGAAAUACUCUAAUAGUUUAGAUUUGUCUAGUAAAGGAUUUGGUGUUAGAACCGCCAGAUACGCUUUUAUUGUUGGACAAGACCAAACCAUUAAAUAUUUUGGUAAAGAAGAGGUUAGUGGGGUCAAUAAGAGCGGUAUUGAUGCGUUAAUGAAUGCAAAAUUAUAAUUCUACAUAAUUGAUGAUGUAUAAUAAUUCUACAUAAUUGAUGAUGUAUAUUUUAUCUUAUU
Molecule: messenger RNA, 810 nt
Organism: Hyphopichia burtonii NRRL Y-1933
Lineage: Eukaryota; Fungi; Ascomycota; Pichiomycetes; Serinales; Debaryomycetaceae
Gene: AHP2
Product: Ahp2p
Exons: 1
Coding region: 179-748 (189 amino acids)
Biological process (GO): cell redox homeostasis; cellular response to oxidative stress; hydrogen peroxide catabolic process
Cellular component (GO): peroxisome; cytoplasm; mitochondrion
Molecular function (GO): thioredoxin peroxidase activity
Source: RefSeq, a predicted model, not a curated record